This is a messenger RNA of Colletotrichum graminicola M1.001, 2196 nucleotides long. Its product is annotated as fungal specific transcription factor domain-containing protein. Bases 1 to 2196 code for a protein of 731 amino acids. The transcript has 6 exons. The record is from RefSeq and is a predicted model, not a curated record. Gene Ontology annotation, molecular function: zinc ion binding; sequence-specific DNA binding; DNA-binding transcription factor activity, RNA polymerase II-specific. Gene Ontology annotation, biological process: positive regulation of transcription by RNA polymerase II; DNA-templated transcription. NCBI's taxonomy places the organism in Eukaryota, Fungi, Ascomycota, Sordariomycetes, Glomerellales, Glomerellaceae.
AUGCCGCGCUCCAGCUUCUCCGAUAACCCUCUGUUGCGGGUAUCGCGGCCUGUCUCGGCCUGUUCGCGAUGUCGAGCCGCCAAAGUCAAGUGUGAUGGAAAACUACCUGCCUGCACUGCUUGUGAGAAGGCCGGCCGUGAGAAUGAGUGCUCCAGCGCCAACGACCAGUUCGCCAGGGGCAAAGAGAGGAGUUAUGUUGCAGCCCUGGAGCUCAGAGUCGAGAAGCUGGAAAAACGAUUGGCAUUUGCCAGGUCGCGCAAGGCGUCGGUCAGCCUCCAUGAUGUCGAUGAGGCGGUGGCACCCACAGACCGAAAGGACUCCCUGGCCAACAUUCGAGCUGCCAUUCAUCGCAAGGCUGCACGUAAGAGGGAGGACUCUGAUGUCAACUCGCUCGUGUCUGACUUUGGCUUUCUGUCCGUCAAUGCAACGACUCGUGAUUUUGAGCCAUCGGUGAGCGGCAUGACGUUUGCUCGACUGGUACUGGCCGCCGCAACUAAUGACGAGGUCCCCGACCCCACGGAAGACAGUUUCCCGACAAGGGCUGAGGCCUUUACCACGGUCCAGUACUACAUGGCCAACAUCUACACAUUAUUUCCUUCCUUCUCUGAGACGCAUCUGCUUACAGUUCUCGACGAUGUCUACCAGCAAGACGAGAGGGUCAAGGAGCGUCUUAAAGAUGCUGAUUUCUGGCUACUGUACAUGGUUCUUGCUAUUGGAUAUAUCGCUCAAUGCAGGGACAAGCAAGACAAGUACUACCGUGUCGGACUUGACUUCGUCGCCCGCGCGCUCCCCUUUGCUGAUAAGGCCUUGAUGCCGGGUUAUCCUACCCAAAUCCAGUCACUCAUUCUUUUCACGCAACUCUCAAUGCUCGACCCCAGCCACUUUGACAGCUGGUAUUUGAUCGGCUUUGCAAGUCGGGCGGUGGUCGAUCUAGGGUUCCAUCAGGACCCGCCUCAGCUACAAGUCCCUGACAAGGCUGCGCUUGAUCUUAGGAGGAGGAUGUUUUACAGCGUCUACGCUCUCGACAGAACUAUCAGCAUGACCCGCACCAGGUCGUUUUCCUUCACCGACGACUCGAUCAAUGUUGAGUAUCCUAGCAACUCCGGUUUAUCUGCAGGGCCCAUCACCGGCCCCCAGUCGGCAGACUCGGCUCUGGCGCUGUUCCAGCUCCGGCGCCUCCAAUCAGAAUGGUAUCAAAUGCUCUUUCAGGCAGACUCGGCGUCACUCCCCGAUGCUGCCUCUUUUAUUUGGCAGAUGUGUCUCGAGAUGAGGGAAUGGCACGAGUCGUUGCCAGAUAACCUUUCGUCCGGCAUCCGUGAACUUUUUGAGCUCGAGCUGAGAUACAGCUACAUUUACUGCCUCACACCUAGUGAUCGGUCACCCCAUCUGACUGACUAUUCUCGGAAGCUUAUUUUCGAACACGCUAUCUCUUACAUGAACACCAUCCACAACGUCAUUCACAAUGCUACAAGUACGGCAUUCUACACCUCGUUGGAUGCUCUCAAGGUCUACUUCGUGGCCAUGCAGUUUCUCACCGUCUUGAAUGAUGCCCGUGAGCUGCUCAUCUCUGAGCAGAGAAUCAUCCCGCCCAUUACCCGUCCAGGCACGGCGCCGCCGCCGCCCCUUCCGCACCGCCCUAUUGGUGGCGAAGACAGCCUGGAUAGAAGCAUACGAUGCCUGCAGCAGAUCUUUGAAACGCUCGGCACGUGUUCCCAGCGGUGGGAUAUCGCCUCUCAGUUGAAGACGACCUUUGAAUCCAUAUCUUCGGAACUCUUCUCCUGGCUGCAGGUUCGCCGACAGAUGAGGGAACAGGGGCAGGUACCGCAGCAGCAGCAGCAACAUGAGCAACAGCAACAUCAACAUCAACAGCAACAUCAACAACAUCAACAGCAGCAACAACAGCAGCAACAUCAGCACCAUCAGCACCACCAGCACCAUCAACCGCAACCACAACCUCAACAGCAACAUUACCAACAACGCCAGCAGCCUCCCCCGAUGCCUCAAGGACCCUCACAUGCUCAACAUCCAUCCUACCCUCCCCAUCCUCACCCUCAAGUCCUCGUGGGCCCACCUCAGAUGCAUAUGCAAGGCAUGAUACAGUCUCAGUCUCAGCAACCUGUGAUACAUUACAGAUGGUUCGAUGGGACGGGGCCGACGAUGCCUGGCUCUCCAGGACAGGGCGGCCCAUCCAUGUGA